Morchella importuna is the source of this 1602-nucleotide messenger RNA. RefSeq lists its product as uncharacterized. Bases 1 to 1602 code for a protein of 533 amino acids. The transcript has 5 exons. Gene Ontology annotation, molecular function: carbohydrate:proton symporter activity. The record is from RefSeq and is a predicted model, not a curated record. Gene Ontology annotation, cellular component: membrane. Lineage: Eukaryota; Fungi; Ascomycota; Pezizomycetes; Pezizales; Morchellaceae. Gene Ontology annotation, biological process: carbohydrate transport; transmembrane transport.
AUGUCUGCUGUAGCUACUUCUCGUCUUGAUGAGAUCAGAUCUGUGGUCUCCGGGCCCAUUAUGAUUCUCGGCCUUGUUGCCUCCAUGGGAGGCUUUCUCUUCGGUGCCGACACUGGUCAAGUCUCUGGUUUCAUCAUCAUGGAGGAUUUCAUGAAACGUUUCGCCGAGGACCGCGGUUUGGGUGUUUAUGCCUGGAGUCAGACUCGAGAGGGUCUCAUUGUGGGAAUGCUCUCAAUCGGUGCUCUCAUCGGUGCUUUGAUUGCUGGUCCUCUUGGAAACUCAUUCGGAAGAAAGAAGGCUAUGAUUGGUAUUGUUUUCGUCUACUUUAUUGGAAAUACUAUUUCCAUCUCAGCUCAGCAUGCGUGGUAUCAAAUUAUCAUCGGUCGUGUUUUCAGUGGUAUUGCCAUCGGUGCACUUUCAUCACUUGUUCCUGUGUACGUGUCUGAAACGGUCCCUAAACAGGUCCGUGGUGCGAUGGUUGCCAGUUAUCAGCUCUUUGUCACUUGUGGUCUCUUGACUUCAUACUGUGUCAACUUGGGUACUUCUCGUGUCAGCAACAGCGGCGAGUGGAGGGGACCUCUUGCGAUCGGUUACUUUUGGGCCAGUUCCCUUAUGGUUGGAAUGUUUUUCCUUCCCGAAUCCCCCAGAUGGCUUCUUGCAAACGACAAGAACGAGGAGUGUCUUGCGGCUCUCCGCUUCAUCGCCGGUGCAAAGAACAGGGACAAGAAGGGUUUUAUCGAGGGCGAGUACCAGGAUAUCGAAGCUCUUGUCCGUGAGGCAGCUGCCGCCGGCAAAGCCAGUUUCUUCUCCAGUUUCGAUCCCAAGGGCAAGGCUCUUUACCGGACUCUGCUCGGUUUCAUGUUGAUGGUUUGCCAGCAGCUUACCGGAGCCAACUACUUCUUCUACUAUGGUGCGAGUAUCUUCAAGUCUGUCGGAAUCUCCAACUCCUUCGCCACUCAGAUUAUUCUCGGUGCCGUCAACGUCGUCUGUACAUUCCCUGGUUUGUGGUUUAUUGAGAAGUUCGGACGCCGCAAGACCCUUAUCGGCGGUGCUCUUUGGCAGAUGGCUUGGCUUUUGAUUUUUGGUGCCAUUGGUAGCGAGAAGGAUCCCUCUGAAAAAUCUAUCGGUGGUGUUCUUAUUCUCUGCGCUUGCAUGUUCAUCGCUUCAUUCGCCUCGACCUGGGGACCCGGUACCUGGGUCUGUGUCGGAGAAAUGUACCCUCUUCGCACCAGAUCUCACUCCAGCGCCAUCGCAACAACCGGUAACUGGAUGUGGAACUUUUUGUUGACCUUCUUCACACCAUUCAUCACCAAGGCUAUUGGAUACAGAUACGGAUACGUCUUUGCCGGAUGUAACUUUUUGGCUGCCGUUAUCGUGUACUUCUUCCUCUACGAGAGCAGCAGCCUUUCAUUGGAACAGGUCGAGGACAUGUACAACGACACUAAUGUCAACCCUUGGAACUCUAGCAAAUGGGUUCCCCAUGGUCUUGCAAGCAGGAACGAGGCUGUCGACGUCUCGAAAGAGCAACAGGCCAUCGCCGCCGGUGUCUUCGCCGAGGCUCAACAUGACGAGCGAGUUGCUGGAAACAAGGCAUACGCGUAA